AUGGCUCCGACUGGUAGAAAAAGAGCAAGAGCGAAAACAAGAACAAGAACAACGAGAAAAACCCAGUAUAAAAGAGCGGUUGUGAAGCCGAAGGGCAUUAAAGAGGCAUCAACAAUUGAUCAGGAUUUUCCUUCUAACUCUUCCACGAGCUGCGAUGACUGUCCAAGGAUCGAUGGCUUAGAUUUCGAGGGUGUUGAUAUCUCCACGAGUGCAUGCUCUACUCCAAAAGCUGAGAGAUUUCGGAUACCAGAGAUUCAAACAUGCCCGCCAGCGCCGAGGAAGCAAAGGAUGAUAUCGAUUUGCUCUUUGCGAAGAAGACCAAUUGCUUUCUUUGCUCCUCCAGAUUUAGAGCUCUUCUUCUUCUACGCACUUCAAGUCUGA
Messenger RNA from Populus euphratica (Euphrates poplar), 381 nucleotides. RefSeq lists its product as uncharacterized. Lineage: Eukaryota; Viridiplantae; Streptophyta; Magnoliopsida; Malpighiales; Salicaceae. The transcript has a single exon. The record is from RefSeq and is a predicted model, not a curated record. Gene Ontology annotation, biological process: regulation of DNA endoreduplication. Bases 1 to 381 code for a protein of 126 amino acids. Gene Ontology annotation, cellular component: nucleus.